Molecule: messenger RNA, 1878 nt
Organism: Prunus armeniaca (apricot)
Lineage: Eukaryota; Viridiplantae; Streptophyta; Magnoliopsida; Rosales; Rosaceae
Source: the annotation of a GenBank genome assembly
AUGGGAAAAACUCCCGGAAAAUGGAUCAAGAAUUUGCUUCUUGGGAAGAAAUCAUCCAAGUAUAGUUUGUCCAAAGGAAGAGAGAAAUCUACAAAUAAAGGGAAGGCAAUUGUCUCUUCAAAGUUAUCUGUGACCGAGUUAACUGUGAGUGCUCCCCUAAUAUCACCACCAUUAGUUUCACCACCAGUGGUUGGGACUGGUGCUAGCAAUGCAGUAGACUCAGAGAUCGGUGUAGCUGCCAAAUUGCCAAAUGAUGGGAUUAUUCUUUCAUCUGUGAAGGAAGAUGGCCAAACACAAGCUAUCUUUAGUUCGACUUCUCAGGAAGAUCAUGAAAUAAUCAAGCAAGAGCAAGCCGCCAUAAAGGCGCAAAGUGCUUAUAGGGGUUAUGUGGCUCGCCGUGCAUAUCGAACCCUUAAGGGCAUCAUAAGGCUGCAAGCACUUAUUCGUGGUCACUUGGUUAGAAGACAAGCUGUAUCCACAUUAUUCUGUGUCCAGGGGAUUGUCAAGUUGCAGGCUCUGAUUCGUGGUCAACUUGCUAGACAUUCUGAUAUUGGGGUUGAGGUGAAUAAAAAUCAUCUGGGUGAUUUAUCUGAAGUAAGUGCAUCUUCCCAUGUGGAGAGGCUGUCAAAAAUUGCUUUCGUUCAAAAGCUUCUGGCUUCCUUGCCUACUACUAGUCCUCUACGUCUCCAAUAUGGUCCAGAGGAACCUAAUUCGACCUGGGUGUGGCUUGAGCGUUGGACCAGGUCAUGCUUUUGGGAACCUAUUUUACAACCAAAGAAAAAUCUCGAUUCAAGGACUCGUAGGAAGCAUGAGAAGGGUCAAACAAUAGAAACUGAAAAAGCCAGGCCAAAAAGAAGUGUGCGGAGGUUGUCCAAUACAAAUGUUGAAAAUGGGUCAAAUAGUGCCACUCCAGAUUCUGAAAAGACUAAACGUAAUUUGAGGAAAUUCUCUAGGCAUCCAGCAAGCUCAGUUCUGGAACAUCAACAAAAUGAAGUUGAGAAGGUUAAAAGUAAUGUAAGAAAAUCGUCUGAUCCCAAGAAGGGGGUUUCUGAUCGGUCAGUAGUUGGUGAUGAGAGAUCAAAGCACAGUACGCUGAAGAGUUUGGCUUCUGCUGCUCCUGAUGAUUCAGAGCAGGGUACUAGUGAAGUUUCCGAGAAAAUGAAACAUAUGGCAGUUGCAGUGUCAAAACACUCCGAUCUAGAAGGAAGUGUGGAUCUGCUGUCAGCAGAAGAACCAAUGGAAAAGUUAGAUGACCAUCCUUCUGUUGACGUGCUGCCCAUGGAGAACAACGUCAGAAAUGAAGACAAUCCUUCUGCUGAGAUGCAACCCAUGGAGAACAAUGUCAGAAAUGAAGACCAUCCUUCUGCUGAGAUGCAACCCACAGAGAACAAUGUCAGAAAUGAAGACCAUCCUUCUACUGAGAUCCAACUCAUGGAGAAAAAUGUCAGAAAUGAAGAAGUUCAAGCAAUAAAUGAGGUGCCAAACUCUAGGGACCACUUUAUUAGCAAUGAGGAUAAGAAAACAAGCCAGAGAAGGGCUUCUUUCCCUGUGAAGUUUGAUCAUCAGGAGAAUGGUGUUCAUAACACACCAAGAGUCCCAAGUUAUAUGGCACCAACUGCAUCAGCAAAAGCUAGGCUGAGAGGACAGGGCUCUCCCAGGUUUGACCGAGAUAUGGUUGAGAAGAAUGUUAUAACCAGGCGGCAUUCUCUGUCUGCUUCCACCAACACCAAGUUAACUUCCCUUUCCCCACGAGCACAGGGACUGGUUCAAGCAGCUGGCAAAGGAGUGAUCAGAAGUGACAGAUCUUUAUCAUCUUCAAGGGAUGGUUUAGGAUGCACAUUGACCCUUUGGUCUCAGGGUCAGAGAAGACUAUGUUGA